Messenger RNA from Halichondria panicea, 2403 nucleotides. RefSeq lists its product as uncharacterized. The coding region runs from base 1 to 2196 and encodes 731 amino acids. The transcript is spliced from 6 exons. Lineage: Eukaryota; Metazoa; Porifera; Demospongiae; Suberitida; Halichondriidae. The record is from RefSeq and is a predicted model, not a curated record.
AUGACAAAGCCCAAGAAGUGGUAUCUUGAAAGUACAGGGGAUGGUGUGUCCUUGGUGUACAGUGAUGGAGAGCUCAUCAAGAAGGUGAAUGCCAACAAAGACUUGGGCAAUGUGAUGGAUAUCACUAUACCAACCGUAGCUGAUUUGGAGAGAUUCAAGAAGAGGCCAAAGCAAGCAAGCACUGUUCGUUUCAAUUGUGCCUCUGGAACGAUUGUUAUGAAGCUGGAACGCCAUGACUGCACGAAGGGUUUCUCUACGAAUUUCAUGGGGAUACUUACGAGUUACGACUUCAUUCAAAAAUGGGAUGAGUUACAGGAUACGUUUGCGACUACAGCUAAUGAGCCUAUGGACAAAUUGAGGCAUUCUGCUAGUGCUGAGCUUACUCCUCCAUCCACUUCAAAGGAUGCUACUUCAAAAACACCAAAGUCAUCAAGAGUUUCAGCUGUUUCGAACGAAAUAUUGCCGUACGACCAACCUUCUCCUACAAAGAAACGAAAAUUUAUCAAGGCGCCAAUUGACGAAGCAAUUGAAAGUGCUAGAAAAGGUGUGAUGGAACUACCGAUAACGCAACUACAUGCUCCUCCAAAGAAAUCACGACUACUGCGUGAAGCAGAUUCAACAUUCUUGGGACACCUCAAAAAGAGGAUGGUUGCUGACCCCUCUGCUCCAGGUGCAUGCCCAAUGGCAGUUUUGUGUACUAGUGUUCACAAUUCUGGAGAAUUUAAAGCUAAGCACAAAAACGUAUAUGAGUACGAAGUCCUAGGAGGAUUGCAUAGCUUAAUUUGCAAAAAUCAGUUGGCAACAGAGCAUCCCGAUAACCCAUACUACACAGUGGCUCUUGCCGAUGUCUACGUCGGCCUCAGUGAUGAAGAAUCACUUCGCCUUGCUUCAAGGCACAACGACAAUUCACAUUUCGUUCACCGAGUUACACACCGCGAUCUGGUAGAAGCUUGUCGCUCUCGACUAUAUGCAUUGAAUGACAUAGAUCUCUCGAUGGAAACCCCAGCCCAGUCGCAAGAUUGGAAAACCUCUUGCGAGAUGGCUAUUCUCCCAAAGGAUAUAUCCCACACACAUAAGGAUAAUGUGUUCUCUCAAGCCAGCUUACGUAAGCAAGUGUGGGACCUGGUAGUUCAGGUAAUGGACCUGUUCGAGCAGUCGAAACUAAAGGCACAAAAGCUAAGAAUGUCGACACUAUUACAGAAGCCCGAAUUUAAGCAGAACUACUUGGCACCUAUUCGAACGCUGCCAAUUAGCGAUCAGUGUUUACUACUGCAAAAAGUUAUAGCUGGGGAAACCUCUCUGACUGAGCUGCAGACUGCUGCUACUCAUUUAAAGCAGAAAGCAGCUCUGAAAACAGCAUUUGCAAAACUAACAAAUGUUGAGUCAUGGGAUCAAGCUGUUGACAAAUUUCCCGCUUUUGCUACUGACGAUCAGCUGAAUCGAUUUCUUGGCAUCGACAUUCGAAAAACGAUUCCGAAAGCUUUCGUUAGUUUCUGCCAGCGGGCAAAAAGCUAUUUAGCUGACGACGCAUCACCAGCUUCCAGUAUUAUCGUCAAUGGUGCAUCUGUGAAUGUUUUAGUAACAGAAAUUUCAGUAAUUUCGGGAAAUAUGAUCAGAAAGGCAAACCCGUCUUUUGAAGGGGCCCACCUAGUUAUAACAUCACACAGUGAGAAUAUGGAGAGUAUCGCAUACACCAUAAAAGAGAUCAAUGCCUUUUUAGGUUGUUACAUGUAUGUAGUUGCCUGUGUAUGUCCUGUUGACGCCCAACAGACAACAAUGAACACAUGGAGGCGUACUUUUGGAAAAGCUGAAGUGCUGUUUUUUGCUAACACCAGUAUAGCAAAAGCAAGCACCACUACAUACCUUACACCCUGCGUGGAGGCUGUAGUUGUUGCUUUUUUCACCCCGGCAGUAGACGCUUCAGCCAAGGAGAUGCUAGACUAUCCACCCAAUGACCACAGACUAAACUUUGUAGAUGGCGACUCAGCCUGUCUUUAUGAAUAUCUCAUUUCUCACUUGUGUGUGGCUGGGUCUACGGUGCUAGACAUUACUAGCGGAAAUGAGAAAGGUACGUAUGGUAUUUUUAGUAUACCUUGCUAUGAAUUAAUUUUGCAUCCCUACAUAUACAGAGCUAAUAUCGUACACAGCCGUUACUCUGGGGAGGAAUAUAGUAUCUAUUGUGCCGUCUCAAGAUAACCAGCAAGCUAUUUAUCGGAAAGUAGCAUCACUGCUACCUGCAACUGAUACUGCUUAAAAAUUUAAUGCUAUUUAUCGGCUACCUGCAACAUUGCUUAAGUUCAUAUCUUAGUAUUGUUACACCCCAUUAUACGUAUGACUUUAAGGUUAGGAUUCAGCUAUGUCCAUUGCAUUGUGAUACUUACAUGAUUAAUUUCCUGUGUAUAA